Argiope bruennichi is the source of this 1187-nucleotide messenger RNA. It is a transcript of the gene Nop17l, whose product is annotated as protein kintoun-like. The transcript is spliced from 2 exons. Gene Ontology annotation, cellular component: cytoplasm. NCBI's taxonomy places the organism in Eukaryota, Metazoa, Arthropoda, Arachnida, Araneae, Araneidae. The record is from RefSeq and is a predicted model, not a curated record. The coding region runs from base 1 to 1041 and encodes 346 amino acids.
AUGGAAGAAAACGGUAGUGCAAACGAUUUUGAUAUAUCGCUAGAAGAAGCAGCACGAUUAAAAGACGCUUUUAAGGAUAAAAAUUUCUUGAAAUUAUUCCAAGAAUAUUUGGAAGAUGUCAAUAGUGCAGACAGUAAGCAGGCGUACGAAGAAGAAAUUAUAUCUUUGGAAAAGGAAAGAGGAUUCGAAGUUAAAUUUAUUCAUCCGGAUCCGGUUUACGUCAUGAAAUUCAUAAACGAUAAUGGAAAAAUAUUUAUAAAUAUUUGCAGAAAUCAAUAUGUAUGUGAACCAACGUUUGAAAAAAAGAAUGCAGGUACCGAAUGGAAAAUACCCGUAAUACUUUCCAAACCCAGACAAGAUGUCGAUAAAAAGAAAGCUAAAUGCACCGUUUUGGAUGUGAUGUUUCAUCCCAAAGCAAUAGAACUAGCCCAAAAAAACUCGCGCUUCAAAGGCAUCGUUGAAGACACUGCUCGCACGACAAUCCGGGAUCAGUUCGGAAUCGGUCUGAGUUCUCAAACUGCCAUCUAUCCGAAGCUGAAAUACAAAGGAAAAGCUCCCCCAGUGGUUUUGCGCAAAAGUUUGCAAAGCAAGAAGGCAGAAUAUGUUUGCGAACCGAUAGAGGAUUAUGUGAAGAACCUUUUGCCGGAAGCUAAAGAAACGAAACACGCGGUUCCACGAAACAAAGAACCCAAAUAUUGUGUAAAAUACAGAGACAUUCUGGACUUAAAAGAUUACAGUCUAAUGGGAUAUACCGACAAAACUGCACCUAAAGAAAUAAUUAUCGAAGUACAAUUACCGCAGGUACAGAGGGCAAAUGAUGUUGAACUCGAUAUAUUGGAAAGAAAAUUGACACUCAAAAGUAGCCCUGGUGUCAGUCAUUCCUAUAGUUUAGAUCUAGAUUUGAGUUAUGCCAUUGACACAAAUGCAGGAGCUGCAAAAUUUGACAAGUCCAAAAAAGUAUUAACCGUUAUUCUACCGAUUAAAGAAAGAGGUAUGCCAAAGGAAAUUUUAAGUGGGGCAAAAGAUGAAACCAUCAAAUGAACUUUCAAAAGAAUGAAAGCAUAACAUAGACAUGAAAAGAGAACAUUAAAUAUCGAAGAUAUUCAAAAUAAAAGAUAGUUCUUGAAUACAAAAUAGUAAAUUUACAACAGCUUUUAUUUUCCUCUGAAAUUACUUUAAAAUGUAUA